GAGAGCGAGAAAGUGCAGCUCAGGCAGUUGAAGGCAGAGCUCGAGCGCUACCUGAAGGAGGCGCAGGGCAAGGGCGCGGAGUGGAAUAAGUUCGCGGACCGCGCCAGGAACGAUAAGAAGGAGGCGCGGGAGCUCAAAGAGGCGGCGGCGCGCCUCUCGCAGAUGAAGUUCCAGGCGCACCAGGCGGCCGAAAUGGCCGAGGGCGGCGGCAGAGGCGAGGCUGCUGCUCCUGGCAAGGAGAAG
This is a messenger RNA of Prorocentrum cordatum, 243 nucleotides long. NCBI's taxonomy places the organism in Eukaryota, Dinophyceae, Prorocentrales, Prorocentraceae. The record is from the annotation of a GenBank genome assembly.